AAUUAAACGUCAUUAAAUAUUGAAACCCAGCUGUAUGAAUGAAUUUUCCCAAAAAUGGCUCUAGAAAUGCAACAGAAAAUGGUGGUGACACCCAAGAUGGGCAAUGGUGAUCUAGAAAAUGAGGUGCAGUCAGGAACCGCCAUAGAGAUUGACUCAGAUGACGAGAGCUCAUGUAUUCAAGAGAAUAAAUCUGCAAAAUAUACGCGAAAAGCUGUAUUCCUUGUACUGUUGUUCAAUGUAUUUCUUAUUGUUGCCGCCACUCCUGUGUUUUUAUAUUUUCGUAGCGAAAACGAGCUAUUGAAGAAAAGGUUACUCGACUUUUUAAUUAUCGGUGGAGCCAUUGUUGGAAUCCCCGCUCUUUACUGUAUGGGUGAUCUAGGCGAAGGCAAACCAAACUUCUACUACAUAUAAUAUGCAAUAUGCAAGGAUUGAAUUACACAAUUAAUUUCAAAAUUCCAAAGAUAUCUCACUAUCCAUGCUAAUAUUAGCAAGACUGUUAACUGACACAUUUGAGCUUUUAACACCAACAAUAACUUAGUAUUCACAUCUGAUUAAUUUAAUUAUUUCAUGUUAAGCCAAAAUUCUUAAGAGACUGCAGAAAUGUCAAUUAGAAGACCAGUAUACAUGUCCUACAAUCAGAAACGCAUUGCGCGUUGGUACUUUGGUGGUGUGGCCAGUUCAAUGGCUGCCAUAAUCACUCAUCCCCUGGACCUGAUGAAGGUGCUCAUCCAGACUCAGGCGGAGAAGUUGUCAAUGCUUGCUACUGCACGCAAAAUCAUAAAGGAGCAGGGUAUCCUGGCCAUGUACAAUGGCAUCUCGGCCUCCAUGCUGCGACAGUACACCUACACGCUGUCCCGCUUUGGAAUCUAUCAGGUGGGCUCCGAAAUGAUGGACACCAGCACCAUGCAACGGAAAACCGCUCUGGCGGCGGUGGCCGGUGGACUCGGUGGAUUCGUGGGUGCUCCAGCGGAUCUGAUCAAUGUGCGUCUCCAGAAUGAUGUCAAGUUGCCCGAGGAAAAGAGACGCAACUACAAGCAUGCUAUCGAUGGUCUGGUGCGCAUCACCCGCGAGGAGGGUUGGCGCACCUUGUACAAUGGUUCCUCAAUGACCGCCCUGCGUGGCAUGGGUAUGACCGUCGGCCAGAUCGCUUUCUACGAGCAGAGCAAGGAUAUCCUGGUGGAUUUAGGUAUGCCUCCGAAUAUGGGUACCUAUAUCACCGCCUCGAUAAUAUCGGCCACGGCGGCUACGGUUUUAACACAGCCUCUGGAUGUGGUAAAAACUCGACGCAUGAACGCCAGAGCUGGAGAGUACUCUGGAUUGGCGGAUGUAAUCAUCAAGACGUUCAAGGAGGGACCAUUGGCAUUCUACAAGGGCGUAGUUCCCGCCUUUGCCCGACUUAUGCCGCACACGGUUCUGCUGUUCUUGAGCCUGGAGUUCCUGCGGACUCACUUUGGCUAUUUACCGGAGCCGAAGAACACCGGACCCUUUUAUCGCUACCAAAAUGAUAUUGAUGAUGAUGAUGACUGAUCAUAGGUCUUUGUUCAAAAUCUCCAGUGUGUUUUAUGUAUGGAGUAUGUGUAGUAACAGUGAAAUAUAGUGAAUUGCUUUAAAAAGCUUUAAAAUUA
This is a messenger RNA of Drosophila serrata, 1625 nucleotides long. RefSeq lists its product as uncharacterized. The record is from RefSeq and is a predicted model, not a curated record. NCBI's taxonomy places the organism in Eukaryota, Metazoa, Arthropoda, Insecta, Diptera, Drosophilidae.